Adineta steineri is the source of this 2217-nucleotide messenger RNA. The record is from the annotation of a GenBank genome assembly. NCBI's taxonomy places the organism in Eukaryota, Metazoa, Rotifera, Eurotatoria, Adinetida, Adinetidae.
AUGGUACCAUAUGAAUUCCGACCAAAUCAAGUUUUCGAUCCGAAAAAACAUAUUUUAGACGUAAUAGCCAUGCAAUAUCUUGAACAGGCUACUAGUGAUGUACAUCAUCUUGUUCCAGCCGAUGUCAUUGCCGACGGAAAUUGUUUAUAUCAUUCCAUUGUUCUUCUUAUGAAUAAUCCAGCAGUGACAUGGGGUGAAUUACGAGUUCGAACAGUUAUAGAACUUAUGACGAAUGAGACUUAUUAUUCAAAUACAUACUCACAUUGCGUCGGACCUUUUGAUAUUGCAAUUCAAGCUAUGUGCAGAAAGUCCACAUUUUCGGAAUUGUAUAAAAAUACUGCAUUAUGCAAUAUACUUAAAUGUAACAUACGGAGUAUUUAUCCAAAAAUUGAUCUUCGAGAUCAUACGGCCAUCGUGAAUAACACGUUUAUGCCUCUUCCACCUACUGUUGCUAAUUUCGAAAUUACAAUAUUGUGGUCACAUACCUUGAACGAAAAUGAGACUCCUGAAAAGAAAACAUUUAAAAACAAUGCUGCUAUCCAGAUAGGAAUUCCUGAGUUUCAAUCAUCUUCUAGCAGACGUUUACGAAGUGAAAUCAACAUAGACACUGAUUCUUCUCAAUCGAUCGUGUCUGAUACAAUGUUGCACGAUCACAAUGACAAAGAAGAACAACGUCAAAUUCGUCUUGAAAAGAAAAAAGAACUGGUUCGAUCAAGUCGACUGAACGCAACCGAAGAAGAGCGCCAAAAUCGACUGAGGGGAGAGAGGCACCGCAGUCAAACUAGUCGAAAGAAUCAAACAGAAGAACACCGUCUUAAUCGACUCGAACAGCAAAGAAAACGAAGUCAAGCAAACAGAGAAAAAAAGAAAAAUGAAAAACGCAUGUCCGAGAAUAUUAGUACUCAACAACAAACUACUCAAAUGCAAUCUGCUGGAGCGGAAGAAGUCACAUUACAAGAUGGUAUUAAUAUAUCUCAUUCUAUAUCAAAUGCAAAUAUCUUACCGAAAAUUAGAAAUUCGACUUCUUCUUGGCCUGAACCAAUUUCUCGUGAUUUGAAAGAAGGAUGUCUCAAAAAAUUUCUUCAUCGAAUGUCCAUGUCAGCACUAGCCGAAACUACGUGUGCAGUUUGCAACAUUCGAAGUCCCAUGCAAAAGUCGAAAUCAGUACCUGUCUCAAAAAUUACUAGCAAUGAAUUACUCAAAGUUUCAGACGAAACUAAAGCUCUGAUCAUGGGCUCCCAGUUAUCGAAUUUACAGUACAUAAAUGAAGGCACCGUAACUACUGUUAAUACUGAUGGUAUACAAACGACUGAUGAUGCUCAAACUUCCAAGUCACCAUCAUUUUAUUGUGAAAACAAUAUUAUUUUAUAUACUAGUGGCUUAUUUCAACAGAAUAAGAAGAAUAUGUGCACACUCUGUCAAAAAUGCCAUGAUGCUUUAACGAAAAAACACAUUCCUAAAUUUUCUGUUGCCAAUGGCAUGUGGUUUGGCGACAUACCUGCUGUACUACAAGGCUUAACAAUUCCAGAAGAAAAGCUAAUAUCACUUUAUCGUCACAAUAGCUAUAUAAUAAAACUUCAAUCACCUUUUCAUUCAGCUACAACUUCACAAACAGCUUUAAAAGGCAACUGUAUUACUUUUCUGCAAAAUGUACCGGACAUUGUCAACAGUCUACCACUUAAACUUGAUGAUCUAUGUGAUACGAUAAAAAAUAUUGCUCAACUACCUGAAGACGACAUACCACAAUCUAUUAUGUCAACAAUGGAACAAAAGAUAAGUGAUGAAGAAGUUCAGUCUGAAAGAGUGGGAUAUGUUCCUGAUCCACUAUCUAGUUUAACUGAUUACACAACUUCAGAUACUAUUCCCAUACAGAACAGUAGUGUUCUCGACGUUAAUGGCUCUUUGGUAUCUUCAGAUGAAAUUGCAAAUUAUGUUUUGCACAAAAUGAAAAAUAACAAAACACAUCAACAAAUGAACAGUGAAAGAGUUCAUUUAAUCCCUCAUUCUUCAAAACCUGUUAAUGAGUAUUAUAAUCCAAAACUAUUAGUGGGUUUGUAUCCUACUCUGUUCUGUUAUGGACGUGGUGCACCUGACGAUCAAUCACGUCCUGUUAAAACAAAUUUACGAGAACAUAUACGUUACCUAUUACCUUAUAAUGAUCGACGUUUUGAAACGAAUCACAGCUUUAUAUUUGUGGUCUUCAAUAUAUUGCAAUGA